CCGCCGCCCAUGCUGCGGGAUGCGGAGCAGCAGGACUCGACAGAAGCGGGUCCGGAGCUCAGUACACCGGGACCAGGACCCGGAUCUGACACCGGACAAGCAGCAGCUCCCUUCUCGAUCCAGCAGUUCUAGAAAGGCCUUAUCCAUCAACAUGUAACACCGGCUUCUCCAUCCUGCUGCUGCCCGUCCACCCGCUCCUCCCUCAUCACUCUAUUCACCUCUGAUAAACACUCUAAGGGCCAAUCCAGGUCCACAUGGCCCGUGAGCACGUACACCACCUCCAUUCAGCUCUCAUCACUACACCUGCUGGUCUGAGGGGAGUGGACUGACAGAUCAGAUAUCAAACAGGUUUUCUCAAGCCACACACCUCAAUGUGUAAAGGGCUCUCCUCCCUGCCUUCCUCAUGUCUGGAGAAGGCAAAAGAGAUGCGGGUGAAGUUAAGCCACCUGGCUGACGCACACCACAAGCACAAGGUUCAUGAUGGAAAAGCUUUUCAGGACAUGGAAACUCUGCUCAGCACCAAAAGUGGUCUGCAGGUGUUUCGCGGGUUCCUGCGUUCAGAGUUCAGUGAGGAGAACCUCGAGUUCUGGCUGGCCUGUGAGGACUACAGGGUUUCUCCUUCAAAGACCAAGGCCAGCAGUAUCUACGGCCAGUUUAUCAACACCGACGCCCCGCAGGAGGUAAACCUGGACGCUGAGACCCGGGAGAGUCUGCUGGCCGUGAUGGACUCUCUGUGUGCCGACACAUUCGACAAGGCACAGCAGAGGAUCUACAACUUGAUGGCCAAAGACUCCUUCCCUCGUUUCCUGCGCUCUGCUCACUGCAUGGAGGCCAUAAAGGAAUUUUAAACAUACGCUGAUUGUUACCACCGACCUGCUUUAGAAAUAAGCGCUGAUGAAUCUGUACUGCGUGACAUGUUGAUUGUAUCUUACUUGUUAUUCUAACGACUAGCUUGUCUUGUGAUCAUUUUCUAUAUGCGGUCCUUAUACACUGCAUGCAUGCUGUUAUUGUAAUGACAAUCAGUUACAAACAUAGGUAGUUAGAAAGUCUCACACAGAAACCUCAAGCAUGAUGCUUAAAUGUAGAUGCAGCUACAUUGUGCCUCUGGACUGCACAAGCUAUAAGUGAUAUCAACAAAGGAUGUAAUAAAUACCUCAUAAAAGAGAAACCUGCAUGUGGUAUUUAAUCACAUCAGUAUUCAGUAUUCUACAUGUGUAAAUAUAUUUGUUCUAAUAGAAGCCUGUCAAACGUGUUCUGCCGCAGGCUGCUUGAGAGCAUUUGUUGACAUUAAAACUGUGUUCAGCCUUAUCACUGGCUAACUUGCUGUAGAGUCAAUCUGUAUCAAAGUUAGUGGCCUUGAC
This is a messenger RNA of Acanthopagrus latus (yellowfin seabream), 1361 nucleotides long. RefSeq names its product regulator of G-protein signaling 5. The transcript has 8 exons. Bases 372 to 848 code for a protein of 158 amino acids. NCBI's taxonomy places the organism in Eukaryota, Metazoa, Chordata, Actinopteri, Spariformes, Sparidae. The record is from RefSeq and is a predicted model, not a curated record.